UCAAAUAAAAAAAAUGCAGUGAUGUGUAUCUUUCGCUUCAGAGCACGGACGAAUGCUACUGCUGUAUACGGUACGCAGAGAAACACGGGGUACUCGUUAAGCAGAAAAAGCCGACUGCCUAGGCCCGAACGUGUAUGAAAAUACUUAAAGAAAAGUAACGAGGCACAGUGGUCCGCCAUCACGAAAACAGGUGGAUUUGCACCCAACCCGAACCAGAGCAGCCAGAGGGGCCAGAGCCCGGCGGACUGGUGCCGGAGAGCUGAGACAGCUGGAGGUCAUUUCUCGCUCGUUUUGGGCUCGCCGACGAUUGAAUAACGGUCAGAUGAAACUAUUUGCAACUUCUUGUCAUCAUCACACCUCAAGUACUUGCCUUACAGAUGCUACGCAGUGCAAAUUUCGAAGUAAUCGGGAAAGUGCAAGGUAUGUUGGCUUGCCGUUGCACCAAGGAUGAAGCCGACAGGCUAGGGCUGUGCGGAUGGGUGCGCAACACGAGUAGGGGCACUGUUGAAGGAAUUAUUCAAGGUAGCGCGGACAAGAUGAACAACAUGAAACACUGGCUCAGCAAUGUUGGCAGCCCACAAUCGGUCAUCAACAGCUGCAAGUUCACGAAUGAGAAGACCAUCGACAACCUGGAAUUCGAACAGUUCAGUAUUAAAAAAACGGUCUAAAUAUUUUGG
Molecule: messenger RNA, 677 nt
Organism: Dermacentor silvarum
Lineage: Eukaryota; Metazoa; Arthropoda; Arachnida; Ixodida; Ixodidae
Product: acylphosphatase-2-like
Exons: 3
Coding region: 378-668 (96 amino acids)
Molecular function (GO): acylphosphatase activity
Source: RefSeq, a predicted model, not a curated record